GGUGAGUGUUCCUGCAGCAUGUGGCCCCUGCAUGGUUUGGCAGUUUGUAGGUCUGAUUGAGCCCUUGUACAUAGCAUAUCAAAACGUGUAAUAUUCUUUAGGACUGAUGAGAUUGCUGAGAUUGAUGAGAUUGAUCAGCGCGCUGUUGUCCUUGACAGCUGCCAUACGGCCCAUGCAAGGCACGGAUCAGGCGGCCAGUCACCGGCUCCAGCCGGGCAAUCAGCUUUGCUGCUGCCAUAAGACCAUGGCCCCUGUAGAGAUCUGUGUGAAGGACACAGCGGUCUUUGCGAAGGUGGACUUCAAAGACGGUUUCGCACAGAAACCCCAAUGGUCCAACGGCUCUAUCACAGUCCACGAAACCUGGGAAUAUCACGAUGAGAUUCUUCAGGAGGACACAUGGACCAAGUAUUUUCAGUUGCAAUAUCUGGGUGAGCUUGAGGCACCCACAGGCCUUGGCUUGGGCAAUCCGAAAUUUAUGGAUUUUUACUACACAGAGUAUAAACAUGAGGAAAAGAAGGGAAGAAAUGCAAAGGGUGCAGACACCUUUAACCUUUGCACUGAUCGAAAGCACGAAUGCUCCUGUGAGUUCUACGAUGGGAAGGAGCUCAAGGACUGCUUGGAGAAUCGAGUAGAGCAUUGCUCUAGCACGUUCGACUGCAAGGAAUGGAUGAAGGUCAACAAGUGCACCCUUUCGACAGAGCAGACCAUGAAACUCAUGCAUAAGAAUUCCAACAUGCGCAUUGGAACUUGCUUUGACAAGAAGCAGCUGAAGACUCGAAUGAUGAUGGCCCAGUGCCCUGAUGGCUAUGAGAAAUGUGAUUGCAACAACAAGUGCUGAUGACAUCGCAAACCUGCAGAAACCUUCAGAAACGGUCAAUAACCGUCAGCUUGCAGUGGCCCUUCAGAUGGGAUCCCUUUCCAUGGAGGGCGCUGAGAUGUGCUCAAGACGACAGGGCAGCGCGUGCUUGGGAGAAAAA
Cladocopium goreaui is the source of this 977-nucleotide messenger RNA. Lineage: Eukaryota; Dinophyceae; Suessiales; Symbiodiniaceae. The record is from the annotation of a GenBank genome assembly.